AUGUCCCCCAGGCAAGCAAAGCAAGAAAAGAACAACUACCCUGAAUAUAUCCAUUACGAUAUGCUUGAUAAUAUGUUCAUGAAUCUGACCUUGGAAAAAAUUGGUGAAUUCCGUCGUGUCAGCAAAGCUUGGGAGCAAAUGACGAAAAGACAAGAAUUUGUUCUUCAAAAACGUGAGAUGAGCUACCCUGCAACUGAAAACAACAUCCUUGUUUUCACUCAAACAAGCCAAGAAGGUUACCUGUUGCAAGACAAACUAAUCGCCACCAACAUAAAAGUGCAAAUGGAUAACCCAUGCAACCACAUACGAUUGCAAGAAGAGAUGUCGAUGGGUCACGACGACAUCCAUAAAAUCAUGCCUAUCACCACAGAUUUGGUCUGUUUACAAACCAGGUCUCAAAUCAAAUUGUUGAACCCAAAGACAACACAACUUGCAUCAAUUGAAUGGCCAUAUGAUGUCCCUCUCAGCAAUUGUGAAACAUCAUUUGGGUACGUAUCAUCCUCAAAAACUUACAUUUUCAUGGCCCUUAUUGCCGAUGGAAAAAACAUGCAAGGCUGCAUUUUUUCUUUUCAAAGUUGUUCAAGUAUUCGUAGAGGGGAAUGGAAAACACUUUGCAAUGUAUGUCCUUGCCUUGUAUCUGAUGGAACCUGGUUUGAUAGAUUCGUGUACUGGCGUGUAGACAAACUAUCCUCUAAAAUAGCAACACCUCAAGAGUUGCUGGUCGUGUUUGACUAUCACACUCAACAAUUCCAAACCAUAAACUGCCCUCCAUCUCCAAUCUUCUUUAACCCCAUUGAUCCUUAUCAUAUGAAUCUCCAAGUGAAAAUAUUGGACUUCCAGGGGACUUUGUGUGUAAUAGAUGAGUACCACAUUACUCAGAAUCAUCACUGUCAGAUGUGGGCAUGGGAUCCAGAUACUUCCAUAUGGGAUUGCAUGUUCGAGACCCAUGAAUUCCCAAAUGUGAACACACACGUUCCACUCGGAUUACAGUUCCGCCAUGAUUGGCUUUAUCCAGUGUUUCUAAGUCACAAAUCAUCUCCAGCGGGACAGUUCAUUGUCAAAGGAUAUGAUAAUCGACAUUUGCUGUUGUAUAGUGUUCCUACCAGGAAAAUCACACACUCAAGUACAUCGCCGGAUCUAGAAACCAGUUUCAUCAUUUCAGCGUGUUACUUCUGGGAGAUAUUAACACACUUUUAG
Molecule: messenger RNA, 1197 nt
Organism: Oldenlandia corymbosa var. corymbosa
Lineage: Eukaryota; Viridiplantae; Streptophyta; Magnoliopsida; Gentianales; Rubiaceae
Source: the annotation of a GenBank genome assembly